AUGAUCUCAGACACAGAUGCGUCUUGGUCAAGCCGGGACUUGGCAAAUCUUUUGUGGGCUGCAGGUAAGCUGAAACGGAGUGACCCACUGCCGAGCACGACACUGGCAGCUUCUGAACUCACCGCGGGGGAUCUGGCGAACGUUGUUUGGACCCAUGCCGUCCUCCGGCGGCCUCUGGAGCCGUUGAUGGUGAAGCGCCUGGGCCUUCUGGGCGAGUUCCGCCUGCGGGAGUUGACCAACAGAGCGUGGAAGACAGGUGUGCUGCAGCUGCCCGAGGCCAUCUUGGCCGAAUCGAUGCGUCGAGUGCUGGACGUGCCAGCGCGAAUUGAAGCACGAGACCUGGCCAGCUUGGUGUGA
This is a messenger RNA of Durusdinium trenchii, 357 nucleotides long. NCBI's taxonomy places the organism in Eukaryota, Dinophyceae, Suessiales, Symbiodiniaceae. The record is from the annotation of a GenBank genome assembly.